AUGGCAACCGCACCUCCAACCUUGACCGAUCCACGGUCUUACUCGUACUCCUAUUUGAACCUAGGUCCAUCUCCCCCUAAGUCCAAGCCUUUCACGACAUACCACAGCUCAUACUUCCAUAGAUCCCAAGCUCGCCGCAGUCCCCCAUUGGUUUUAUAUCUAUUAUGCAGAGCCGAUAUCCCAGCCGAGCUUGAAGAAAACACCCUUCAAGUGACCAAGUUUGCUGGAUACUUCCUUAACAUGUCAGGAAAGCCUCCGGGCUUUUGUUGGGACUCAUUCAAGGAUGCGAUUAACCAUCUACCAGAUGCCAAAAUUGCUUUCGGUGUCCAUGACAGUACCACUUUUCACCAACAGAAUUCCAGAGAUACGAAUGUGCUCGAUCAGGUCGCCCAUUAUAUUGUCAAUGUGGUUGCCGUUGGGGUUAAAAAAGAUCUGCUAAAAACGAAAUUCGACUCCGUUUUCGAAAGCUCGUCAUACAGCAACGUAUGUUCGGGGAAGGUCAAGUCUAACUCUGGUUAUACUUAUGGGAUCGUAUUCGCGUUCCCGAGCGGUAAAAAAAUAUUUGAUUCUGUGAUUAUUACAAUCGACGUGAAAACGGAAGAGGUUAAAAUUAGACGAUACGGCCUCAUUUCCUCGAUUCGGGGUAAUUACAUGGCUACGAUUACCGCAGCGCGUCUUACAGUAGACAAGACCUUCGAGGCUCCAGAUGCAGAUCGAUAUAAAUGCUGA
Messenger RNA from Rhizoctonia solani, 729 nucleotides. RefSeq lists its product as uncharacterized. NCBI's taxonomy places the organism in Eukaryota, Fungi, Basidiomycota, Agaricomycetes, Cantharellales, Ceratobasidiaceae. The record is from RefSeq and is a predicted model, not a curated record. The coding region runs from base 1 to 729 and encodes 242 amino acids. The transcript has 3 exons.